AUGUUUUUAUCUAUCUAUCUAUCUAUCUACAUAAAUGGUAACUCACACGAAAAAUUUUCUCCAUUGUCAUUGAUAUUCCUAAUCUAUCUAUCUCUCUCACUCUUUCUUUCUUUCUUUCUUUCUUUCUUUCUUUCUUUCUUUCUUUCUCUCUCUCUCUCUCUCUGUCCGAAUGUUUUUUUUUUUUUUUGUCUAUUGGCUUUAUCCCCGCCCUUGCCAUCAUCUGUCUCAUCGCGUGUUCGUUUUUUUUUUGCCUCCUCCCUCAUCACCUAUUUUAUCAUCGAAGUGUCAACAAGUCAUUUUUUUCCCGAUUCUUUUAUCUCAUAUUUCCGCUUUAUCUUCCAAUCUGAUUUUGGUGAACACAAUUUCUACGUAAAAAUACAAAAUUCUACAUACUAUCGCUCUUUCCUCUCUCUCUCUCUCUCUUUCUCUCUCUCUCUACCUAUCUGUCUGUUUCCGAUUAUUGAUAUCUAUCUAUGUUUGUUCAGUUCAAUCUAUCUAUCUAUCUAUAUUUAUUCAGUUCUUUCAUUCUCUCUAUCUCUUUCAGCUUGUGGUAUCUAUCUAUCUAUCUAUCUAUCUAUCUAUCUAUCUAUAUUUAUUCAGUUCUUUCUUUUUCCCUAUCUCUUUCAGCUUCUAGUAUCUAUCUAUCUAUCUAUCUAUCUAUCUGUGACGUCCCCCCGGUGUCGCUGCGCCAAAUCAAGCCAAAUAGUGUCACAAAUCUAUCUGUCUAUCUAUCUAUCUAUCAAUCUAUCUAUCUAUGUUUAUUCAGUUCUUUCUUUCAUUCUAUCUUUCAUCUUGUUGAUAUCUAUCUAUCUAUCUAUCUAUCUAUCUAUCUAUCUAUGUUUAUUCAGUUCUUUCUUUCAUUCUAUCUUUUAUCUUGUUGAUAUCUAUCUAUCUAUCUAUCUGCAUAUUUCUUUCUUUCUUUCUUUCUUUCUUUCUUUCUUUCUUUAUUACAGCCGACAAUGA
This is a messenger RNA of Acanthosepion pharaonis, 963 nucleotides long. The record is from the annotation of a GenBank genome assembly. NCBI's taxonomy places the organism in Eukaryota, Metazoa, Mollusca, Cephalopoda, Sepiida, Sepiidae.